CGGCAACAUCGCGUUUUUUUGGCCGAUAUCUCUAAUUCGUCUAAAUUCCUUCUAACCUUUACAUAGUAAAUCCUCCAAAUUCAACUUCUUAUUCACAACUUUGAACCAUACUUACUACCGUCAAACUAAAGAGCAUGCACUUCUAAUGACCGUUUUUUCCUACCAAUUUUAUAAAAAUGGCAUCUCCGCAGCUAGCAAUAGCUAGAGUUUCCUUCUCCGCCGUCCUCCUUCGUCCAGAUCCAACGUCAUGUCCGCGCGGCGAGAUCGACGAGUUUCUUCAACUGCUCGACGCGACCAUCUCGCGAUGCUCCUCGCCCAAUGUUCAGAAAACCAAGCAGUGGAUAUUAAAGAAUCUGGUCCAGUCUCCUGCUAGGGUUGUCGCCUUGGGCAAAUACCUGACAGCAUUGUCCAAAUCCUUUUCCCUGGAUGUCGCUGCUAGUAGACAAGCCCGCGAACCCUCCGCGAAACGGAAGCGUCUUCACAUCCUUUAUGUCCUGAGUGAUGUGCUCUACCAUGUUAACGUCCGCAUCGGGGACUCGAGCUUCGCACAGAAGCUGGAACCAUAUCUCCCAGACCUUGUCCGAGCCGCCGCAGCUUUUCCCAACUCUCCGAAGCAAUCCAAGAAAGUACUAGGUCUCGUAGACUUCUGGAGCGAAAAUGGAUUCUUUCCGCAAGCGUUCACUCAAAAACUUACGACUAUCAUCCACGAAGCGCCUAAUUCCAUUCCCAAGUCCGAUGCGCCAAUCGACGCCGCUACAGCUACAGCAUCUAAAUCUGCAAAAGAUGCUCCAUUUAUCAUGCCAGCCAUGCAUGGCGAUGUAGCCGUGUCAUGGUAUGACCUACCUGCCGCAAAUUGGCUACCCGUCAUCGAGCCCAACUCAACAAGGCCGAUGAACCCCGACAUGAUUAAGCCUCUACGAUUUGUUGCGGGACCGGCGGAUAAGACUCUGGUCAAGGCUGUUCAAGAUCUACUUGCCGAUGUAGAUCGUAUCUACAAUAAAGAUCAGCGCGACGUCGAUCGGUCCGCCCAAGAUAUGGAUCAACUCGGACAAAGAAUUGUACUCGAUGAAAUUACGGGAGAAGUUAUCGACGGGGAAACGUAUUAUGGCUGGUCUCGUGCUUUUUGUGAGAAGAUGAAGCAGCGUCGCAAGAAGGCUACCGACCGUAGGAAUGACAGUCGCGGGCGUGGCUUGUCACGUUCUAGAUCACGUUCUCGUAGCACUUCGCGCAGCUUGUCACAGCCUGCAUUUAAGCGACGGCGAGUGUCUGGCUCUCGAAGCCCGAGCCAGAGCAGAAGUCGAAGUCGAAGUCGCAGGCGAAACCACAGCGGAGAGCGACACAAACGAAGGUCAUAUAGUGGUUCAAAUUCACGUUCGCGCUCGAGAGAUCCCCGAUAUAAUCGCUCGCUCUCACCAUCACGAGGUAGGAGUCCGCCUCCGCCUCCCCGUCCGUAUGACGGCCCUCCAUUCGCCGGUUCAAACGGGAACCAUCACCCGAUGUUUCAGAAUCAACCACCGCACCCAAAUGCUCCGUAUCAACACCCCAACGUACCCCCUUUUCCCCAAUCCUUCCCUCCGAUGCCCCCAGAUUUUAAUCAAUUUAUUGUACCGCCGCCGCCGCCGCCUCCUCCUCACUACCAAGGCCAUCCUCCACAUCCUCCGCCGAUGCCCCCCGUCGGUAAUAUGCCGCCGAAUAUGCCACCGAAUUGGCUUCAGAGUAUGGCAAUGGCGGGGUGGCCAGCACAACCACCUCCACCACCGCCCCCGCCCCCGCAGCACCCACCACACCAAGGCGGCGGAAGCUACCAGCAAUACGGGAGAGGCGGAAGGGGUAAUUAUCGCGGCGCGGGCCAUCGUGGAGGCUGGGAACAUCGAGGACGUGGUGGUUGGUAGUGGCAAACAAAGCCCUUCUGUGUAUUUCUUACUCGGAACUUUACGCCCGAGGGGACGUGUACCACAAAGUUGAUGCAACAUGUGAGAGUAGGAUAUGUGCUAGUAGAAAAAAAAAUAUUGAUAUCCUUUCCCUACAUGCUACAUACAGUUCGUG
Hypoxylon fragiforme is the source of this 2046-nucleotide messenger RNA. RefSeq lists its product as uncharacterized. Gene Ontology annotation, cellular component: perinuclear region of cytoplasm. Lineage: Eukaryota; Fungi; Ascomycota; Sordariomycetes; Xylariales; Hypoxylaceae. The record is from RefSeq and is a predicted model, not a curated record. The coding region runs from base 177 to 1892 and encodes 571 amino acids. Gene Ontology annotation, biological process: intracellular calcium ion homeostasis. The transcript is spliced from 2 exons.